AUGGAUUAUAUUAAAGUUAAGCAUUCACCUGUUAAUCAAUUCUAAAUUUCAGAUAACGAAGUAUCAAUUAAUAAUACAUUAAGUUCCCUCUUUCCUUGUAAUUUAUCAAUGAUACGGUGUUAAUGGCCAUGACUGACUUUUCAUUAAAAUGGAUUGAUUUAAAUACUCAAUAAGUUAUUUGGGAAUAAAAGAAUCAUCAUUAAAAAAGAAUAUAAUAAUUAAUAGUGGAAAACAAUGUAGCAUUCACUUGCUCAAAUGAUAGAACAAUUAAAGUUUUUGAUUUACAAUCCAAAUAAUAAAUUCAUUAAUUUAAGAACGAAAAAGAAUUUUAUUCAAUAGCUAAAUCUAAGCAUAUUUUAGCAGGUGGAAGUGAGGGUAGAAUUGAUUUCUAUGAUCUUAAUGUUAUGAAAUGGAGAUCUAGAUUUGAUUCAUCCUAAAAUGAUGAAUUAUCUUCAAUGAAUUUCCAUCCCUAAAAUUAGACACAACUUUUAUCAUCUUCAACUGAUGGUUUAUUAGUUUAAUAUGAUUUAACCCAGAAAAAUGAGGAUGAAUCAUUACAAAUGAUGAUUAGAUUUGAUUAGCCUCUGAACUCUUGUGGUUAUUGGAAUAAUUUUUGCUUUUGUGUUACAACCACAAAUUAAAUUACAAUUUUAGAUUAAUAAAAUGAUAAAAAGCUCUAUUAGUUCUAAGCAAUAAAAAAUGUAUUAUUAUUUGUUUAUAAUUUAUAGGAUGAAUUUCAUGAAGAUUACUUAAUUGAUGUAAUGGCUGAUAAUGAAUUUAAAUAUUUUGUAGGCAACGGAAAGGAAAUCUAUUAAAAAAAUGAAAAAUAAGAAAUAGUUGCCCUAUAUGGAUCAAAUUCUACUGAAUAGAUUAGACAUAUUAAACAAUUAAAAGAUUGUUAUUUGUUAUUCAGCGAAAAUGGGUUACUUGAAAUUUUAAAACCAUAACCUUAUGUUUACUAACCUUAAUCAAUAGAAUAGGAGGCAUUAGAUUUAAUUGAGGAAGAAGACAAUAGUAAAAAACAAAAAAAUAGAGGAUGAUUUUAAAUUGAUUUAUA
Paramecium octaurelia is the source of this 1057-nucleotide messenger RNA. The record is from the annotation of a GenBank genome assembly. NCBI's taxonomy places the organism in Eukaryota, Ciliophora, Oligohymenophorea, Peniculida, Parameciidae.